Molecule: messenger RNA, 487 nt
Organism: Saccostrea cuccullata (small rock oyster)
Lineage: Eukaryota; Metazoa; Mollusca; Bivalvia; Ostreida; Ostreidae
Product: zinc finger CCCH domain-containing protein 14-like
Exons: 4
Biological process (GO): regulation of mRNA stability
Cellular component (GO): cytoplasm; nucleus
Molecular function (GO): poly(A) binding
Source: RefSeq, a predicted model, not a curated record
GAUGAUGAACUCCCUGAUUACAUUAUGGUUAUGAUUGCCAAUAAAAAGACGGAGAAACAGAUGAACAGUGAUCUCAAUUUGUUCCUAAGCCACAACACAGAAAAGUUCACAUUAUGGUUGCACAUUUUGUUGAAAAAACUUCAAAGUCUUGGAUCAGACCAACAGAAAUCCAAAGAAUUAGAAAAAGCAGAGGCAAAAGACAAUGACCCCCAGAAAGAGACUCAUGUAGAUAAAAAAGAGAAGCAGAGUAAAAGACAGCUGUCAACAGAGAAGAAAGAAAAGACAAAAGAGAAAAACAAAGACAGUAGGGAGAAAACAAAGGAGGUCAAAAGUGUCACCAAAGAGGGCAAAAAAGGCAAGGCUGGCCCUGAGGUAGACCCAGAAAUCGAGGAUUUACUGACAAACAAAGAGGAGGAUGAGUUUGCUGCAGAGUUCAAAGAGGAACCAAGUGUAUCAAAGACAGGAAAGGCAAAACCAUCAGAUAAAA